Molecule: messenger RNA, 1890 nt
Organism: Microtus oregoni (creeping vole)
Lineage: Eukaryota; Metazoa; Chordata; Mammalia; Rodentia; Cricetidae
Product: vomeronasal type-2 receptor 116-like
Exons: 6
Biological process (GO): G protein-coupled receptor signaling pathway
Cellular component (GO): membrane
Molecular function (GO): G protein-coupled receptor activity
Source: RefSeq, a predicted model, not a curated record
AUGGCACCGAGCACAGCCGGCUGCAGCGAACUUCUCGACCAGCGAGGAAGAACGACCACCACAAGAGGAUUCUUAUCAGAUCACACUUUAUUGGAGUGCCUCUUGGGCUGUAAAAAAAAAAAGCAGGCCUUUGCCAUGCCCACCUCGCUGAGGAAGGCUUUGCAGCCACUGCCAGCUGAAUCUUCCUCCCAGCUGCCUUUGGUCACAGCCCAAGCUUGGGAACUCUGCUUACAGCUACCUGCCCCAGCAGGCGCGGUUGAAGGCUCUCCAGAUCUCCGAACCCAGGCAUAUAGACCCCUGGCCACCCUGACACCUGGAAAUCUCGUAUUCGUUCCAGAAUUGACACCUGGGCACCUCCCAACACCAUCCCUGGCACCCGGAAAUCUCACACCCGUUCCAGGUUGGCGAUUCUGUGUACAUUCGGAGACAUCGGUCUCAGAAUCUUGGACUUCGCUGGAAGGGACCCUACACCUACUGCCCUCAAAGUGGACGGUAUUACAGCCUGCCUGCAUCUCACAAGCCUGCACCUCCACAGGACGACCCAGGACUAUCCAAAUAAAAGCUUCAGCAUACCCAAAAUCCUCUCAAGGAGGCCUGAUUCUGCCAGGCUUGCUGAUCUUUGCCUUGAUGUUUAUACCUCAGGACUUAACUUGGACCCUGACUAACUUUGAGACUGGGCCAGCCUUAAGGCUAGCCACUGCAGUUCAUCCCCUGGAUGCCUGGUUCCCCCAGCUAACUUUUGACCUGUGUGUUUUAGCAAAUUUCUCUUGGGAGGAUACUGAGCAAACCCCAGAAACUUUUAUCAUGUAUACAAAUAUUCUGAAUGAUAUAUUUGUCCGCUGGGGAAAAGCAAACUCUGCAAUGCCACCCUCUGUGUGCAAUGCUGAUUGUGGUCCUGGAUUCAGAAAAUUCUGGCAGCAGGGAAUGGCAGAUUGCUGUUUUGAGUGCAGCCCCUGCCAACAAAAUGAAGUUUCUAAUAAGACAAAUGUGGAUAAAUGUGUGAGGUGUCCAGAGGACCAGUAUGCCAACAGAGAACAGAACCAGUGCAUUCCAAAAGCUGUGGUCUUUCUGAACUACAAAGACCCCAUGGGGAUGGCUCUUGCCUUAAUGGCCUUAUUCCUCUCUGCAUUCACAGCUGUGGUUCUUGGGGUCUUUGUGAAGCAUCAUGACACUCCCAUUGUGAAGGCCAACAACUGAAAUCUCACCUACAUCUUGCUCAUCUCACUCAUCUUUUGUUUCCUCUGUACUUUGCUCUUCAUUGGGCAUCCCAACUCAGCUACCUGUAUCCUACAGCAAGUCACAUUUGGAGUUGUAUUCACUGUGGCAGUUUCUACUGUGUUGGCCAAAACAGUGACUGUGCUGCUGGCUUUUAAAGUCACAGCCCCUGGAAAAAGGAUAAGGUCCUUCCUGCUUCUAGGGGCGCCCAACUACAUCAUUGCCAUCUGUACUUUCAUCCAAAUUAUUCUCUGUGCAAUCUGGCUUAGAUUUUCUCCUCCCUUUAUUGAUAAUGAUGUACACUCUGAGCAUGGUCAAAUCAUCAUUGUGUGCAACAAGGGUUCAGAGACUGCAUUCUACUGUGUCUUGGGAUACCAUGGCUCCCUUGCCUUAGCAAGCUUCAUUGUGGCUUUCUUGGCCAGGAAUCUUCCUGAUACAUUCAAUGAAGCCAACUUGCUGACCUUCAGCAUGCUGUUGUUCUGCAGUGUCUGGGUCACAUUUAUCCCAGUCUACCACAGCACCAAGGGUAAGGUCAUGGUGGUUGUGGAGGUCUUAUCCAUUCUGAUUUCCAGUGCAGGCCUACUGGGAUGCAUCUUUGUCCCCAAGUGCUACAUAAUUUUGUUAAGGCCAGAGAGAAAUUCUCUUCAAAAAUUAAGGGAGAAAACAUCUUUCUGA